UCUUGUCACUCUUCCUGAUUCACAUCGAAGUUUCUCUGCCUCCGGAGAUGCCAGACUUGGAAAAGCAGGCCGAAAACCACGCGCUCUUCUUACCAACAGGAAAUGGUGUCCACAAAAAGCGAUCUGCACUGAGGAAGACCUUACCUCAGAUUUUGGCCACGUUGGCUUUCGGCAUGCUUAUCUUUAGUGUGUCUACGAUUUGCGUCAUGCCGACGAUCGUGAUAGGAGCAUUGCAUAAAAAGGACGAAUUCGGAAACAUACUUGAGAGCGAGAUUCCAUUCACAGACCAGCAGGCAUCGUGGUUCGGGAGUGUGGUAUAUAUAGCACAGCCGUUAGGAAGCCUGACUUCAGGUUUCAUCCAAGAUCAUUUGGGAAGAAAGCGAUGCAUGAUGGCAGUCACCAUUCCUCAAUUCAUUGGCUGGAUCAUCCUGUACUUCGCCCAGAGCAUCGAGCAGCUGUUCACCGCUGCGGUCAUAAUGGGACUUAGUGUGGGCUUCAUGGAAGCCCCAGCCAUGUCCUACCUCGGCGAGGUCUGCGAGCCCAGGCUCAGAGGAACGCUUUCUUCCUUUUCCGAAGUGUUUCUCCUGCUCGGUAUACUCUUCAAGUUCUUCAUCGGAGCGAUGCUCACCUGGCGCAACUCAUGUGCCGUCGCAUUGACGGUUCCUGUGCUGGCAUUUAUUUUGCUUUCCAUCGUUCCAGAAUCACCAACGUGGUACUUGCUAAACAACCGGAACACGGAGGCAGAGAAAUCUUUGAGAUGGCUGAGAGGGUGGUUGAAAAGUGAAGAGAUACAACAUGAAUUUAUCGCCCUCACAUCUUCGAUUAAUCAAGGUUACGUCCAAGUCAACACGACAGAAAAAAAUGAACAUAAUGUCGUUGCAAUAAAACCGAAGAGAAAUUCAGAAUGGGCCCAAAUGAAACUGUUGAACCAAGGUCGAGUCUACCGGCCGAUAAUCUUGACAAUGGUUUAUUUCUUUAUCGGCCACUGCAUAUCCCUUAUUGGACUGCGAACAUUCCUGGUAUCGAUCUUCAAGGGCUUUAACACCUCUUUGUCUCCAUAUUCAGUAUUGGUUCUCGCUGGUCUACUGCAAACGAUUGGCAGCGUGUUCUGCGCUAUUUUGAUCCAUAAAUUAGGAAAAAGAGUACUGAUGAUCGCGUCGACGAUAGGCGGAGUGUUGUCAUGUUUCUUGCUGGCAAUAUACAUCAUUCUGAAGAUCGACGUUCCGUGGGUACCGGUCCUGCUCUUCUGUGUCAACUUCUUCUGCGGAGGACUUGGCAGCAUGACUCUUCCCUGGGUUCUCGUCUGUGAGAUUUUUCCACUAGACGCUAAAGGGUUCUCCGCCGGUCUGGUCGCCGCUUCGUCGUACGUUUUCAUGUCCAUCAUUUCCAAGACUUACGUCGACAUGGCAUCCGUGAUUAAUCUCGAAGGAGCGCUUAUAGUUUACGGGAUUAUCGGUAUUUUCGGUUUCGUAUUCCUCUAUUUCCGACAGCCCGAAACCGAAGGGAAAACGCUGGCAGAAAUCGAAGAAUUCUUCCAGGAUAAAAGUUGAACAGCUAUGUUUCUUUUAAUAUUUUUUUAUUGUACAUAAAAUUAAUUUAAUUUUUUUUAAUUUGGAUUAAUUUUUCCCGAUUGACUAUGUUGGCGUGACUGAAUUUACACUAAACCGUUGUUCCCGUCAAGCGGCCAGACGAACGAGUGACUUCUAUCUGGAGAUAUAAGAUGAAAUGAAAGUAUCUUCACAUAAAGCUCUAAAAAGACCUGAAAAUAUCUAUGGUACAAACGAUGCCAUCAUUUUUCAUGUUUAACGUUUGAAGAAAACUACCAUGGAACUUUAAUGCUCUCCAUCUAGUCUUCAGGACGUCCGGCAUGGAAAUUCUUCUUAUUCUUUAAUAAAUAUUUAUAUUUGCUCAUUUUGUACCAGGAUAGCUUAUAAUUCCAAUCUUCGAAAAGAAACAAAAAACAAUAAAGAGCUUUUAUAUACUGA
Molecule: messenger RNA, 1985 nt
Organism: Cimex lectularius (bed bug)
Lineage: Eukaryota; Metazoa; Arthropoda; Insecta; Hemiptera; Cimicidae
Product: facilitated trehalose transporter Tret1-like
Exons: 7
Coding region: 48-1550 (500 amino acids)
Biological process (GO): transmembrane transport
Cellular component (GO): membrane
Molecular function (GO): transmembrane transporter activity
Source: RefSeq, a predicted model, not a curated record